AUGAAUUACUUAGAAGGUGUUGGAUCAAAGAAAGGAGGCGGUGGUAUAGCCUCAGAAUCUCAGUUUAACUUACAGCGAAGGAAAGAAGUUGAAUCAUUGCUUAGUAAAGGCGAGGAUGUACCGUACACUUUUCAAGAUGAGCAAGACGAUCAAGUGAGAUCUAACCCAUAUAUUUACAAAAAUCACUCCGGCAAACUAGUUUGUAAACUAUGUAAUACAAUGCACAUGUCUUGGUCCAGUGUUGAAAGACAUUUGGGUGGGAAGAAACAUGGAUUAAAUGUGUUAAGGCGUGGUAUCAGCAUAGAGAAAAAUUUUCAAGGAAAGGAAGGCCAAACAGCUCAGAAUUUUCUGCAACAACAAAAAAUAAUUGAAGCUAAGCAAUCUUUGAAAAAUAACGGCGCGAUCCCUGUUUGUAAAAUGGCUACUGUAAAAGGCCCAAAGACCGGAUCGGUAGGCUUGGCUAUUCAGGUAAAUUACGGUAGUGAAGACAAAGUAAAUGGCGCUGAUAGCAAUGAUACGGUUAAUAUUCCUCCUCUCAUCAGGAUUGUAUCGGGGUUAGAAUUGUCAGAUUCAAAACAAAAAGGAAAAAAAUUUCUUGUUAUUGCGUAUGAACCCUUUGAAAAUAUCGCCAUUGAGCUACCUCCAAACGAAAUAGUAUUCGGUGAAAAUAAUGAAAUGAAUACUAGUGAAGAUGGAGUGGAUGAGUUGAAUAGAAAAUGUUCAUUUUGGGAUGCUGUCUCAAAGUUGUAUUAUGUUCAAUUCUUCUUUAAACAAGCGGAACCAGAACUAGCCGGUGCUUGA
Messenger RNA from Saccharomyces paradoxus, 801 nucleotides. RefSeq names its product spliceosome assembly protein PRP11 (gene PRP11). Gene Ontology annotation, cellular component: U2-type prespliceosome; U2 snRNP; catalytic step 2 spliceosome. Gene Ontology annotation, biological process: spliceosomal complex assembly. The coding region runs from base 1 to 801 and encodes 266 amino acids. The transcript has a single exon. Gene Ontology annotation, molecular function: nucleic acid binding; zinc ion binding. Lineage: Eukaryota; Fungi; Ascomycota; Saccharomycetes; Saccharomycetales; Saccharomycetaceae. The record is from RefSeq and is a predicted model, not a curated record.